UUAUACUUUAUAAUUGCAGAGAGCGACAAGAGGGUAACUGUGAAACGCGAAACUGGCGGCGAGUUCGGAUUCCGCAUUCAUGGCUCAAGACCCGUGGUGGUUUCCGCGAUCGAGCCAGACACACCCGCGGAGAGUUCCGGUCUCGAGAUUGGCGACAUCAUCAUGUCGGUGAACGGCAGAAACGUUAUAGAGUCCACGCAUUCGGAAGUCGUAAGAAUGGCGCACUCCGGCCCGGACAUUCUGGAAUUAGAAGUCGCAAGAACCUGCAACGUAUUGGCGCCGCGCGUUGCGCGCACCGGAGCGAAGGAGAGCGCUGAAGAGGCACCACUUUGCUCGGGGUACUUGUGGAGAAAAUCCACGUCGUCGUGCGCGGAAAAGUGGGUUCGACGGUGGUUCGCUCUUCGUCGUGACAACUGCCUGUAUUGCUACAAGACUGACUCGGAUUCGCAACCAGUGGGAGCGGUAAUGCUCCUCAAGUACGAUGUGGAGCAGACGCCUGAAUUGAGAGUGCACAGUUUUGCGAUAAAGAAAAAGGGUGCUCCGACGCUACGACUGGCGGCCGAUACCGAAGAAGCGGCAGCUCGAUGGAUGACGGUAAUACGCGAAGCUGUCGAAAGGAACGAUCAGAUUGACACUUGGCUGGACUCUUCGCUAAGAAUGAGAGAGAUGGCUGCGUGCGCUAUUCAAAGGCCAGAUUGUUUCGGGUAUUUGAACAAACAACAGGAACACGCGCGGAAAACGUCCUCGCCCACCGGCUGGUCCAGACGAUAUUGCGUGCUGAAGGACGCCGCGCUAUAUUUCUACGAUGACGCCAAUGCCGACAAAGCGUUCGGCGUGGCGUGUCUGCACGGUUUUAGGGUACAUAGCAGCGCUCCGAGUUCAGGCGGCCGAAAGCACGCUUUUGAGUUGCAACCACCGGAUCCGACGCAGAGAAGUUAUAUCUUCGCUAGCGAAUCAGAAAUGGAUAAGAAACGGUGGUUGGCCGCCCUCGAAUAUUCGAUUGAUCGAUGGAUAAAAAUAGGUUGAUGCGAAACAAUCCGCCCUACGACGAAUCCAACGAGACGCAGUAGCGAAGAUCGUCCAAGGAAAUCCUCGUCCGUAUCCGUUUCCGGUUCCUAACACGUUGUGGAUUAUCCGCGACGAUCGCCGUUGUUACCUCGAUGAUCACCACACGCUCGUGAAUGUUUGCCAAGAUUCUCUUUCAUUUCAACAUUAUUAAAUCUCAUCGUCAUGAUCAUCAUUGUAACUGCUGAUUAACAGUGACGUUACGUUAAAUUGUUCAAAUAAACGUUAACGCUAAAACAAAAUAACUUGUGUUCCAUUUAGUGCGAUCGUCGUCAUUUGCCGUGUGUCAUCGGAAUUGUUUAUCAGCAGUAAUGCAAUUCCAUCGAAUAUCAUCGAGACCAUCG
Temnothorax curvispinosus is the source of this 1409-nucleotide messenger RNA. RefSeq lists its product as uncharacterized. Lineage: Eukaryota; Metazoa; Arthropoda; Insecta; Hymenoptera; Formicidae. The record is from RefSeq and is a predicted model, not a curated record. Gene Ontology annotation, molecular function: protein binding. The annotation marks the transcript as partial. The transcript is spliced from 4 exons.